AUGCUGUGGGUGUCUGUGAGCUCUCAAGUCACACCGCGCUAUCCUCCUAUCCUCUCCACCGAAGCAGUCUGUAAGUUUGGAGAGGCCGGGCAAGAAGCGGGCUUCCUGCUUUGUAAAGUUUACAGUGGGGCGGAGUCCAAACCCUCUCUAUGCUCUGUGCUGGGACAGUGGACCAGCAAUACGCGGGCUUCCCGCUCUGGAAAGCUUGCAGCGGGGUGGAGUGCAAACCCUCUCUGUGCUCUGGGCAGAGACAGUGGACAGUUUGAUGAUGUGCAUGUGAAAUUCACUGAGGAGGAGUGGAAUUUGCUGGAUCCUUCCCAGAAGAGACUCUACAAAAAUGUGAUGUUGGAAACCUACCUGAACCUCAAAGCUAUAGGCUAUAAUUGCGAAGAGCAUCAUCUUGAAGAACAUUGUCAAAAUAAUAGAAGUCAUGAGAGGCAUGUAAGAAAAUAUACUGGAAUGAAACUCUAUGAGUGUAAUAUAUGUGGUAAAGCUUUUACAAGAUGCAGUAAUCUCCAAUAUCAUAAAAUAACACAUACCGGAGAGAAACCUCAUGAAUGUAAUCAAUGUGGUAAAGCCUUUGCAAGACCCAGUCAUCUCCAAAGACAUAAAAUGACACAUACUGGAGAGAAACCUUAUAAAUGCGAUCAAUGUGGUAAAGCCUUUGCACAGCGUAUUAAUUUUCAAUAUCAUAAAAGAACACAUACUGGAGAGAAUCCUUAUGUAUGCAAUCAAUGUGGGAAAGCCUUUGCAUGUCACAGUACUUUCCAAUAUCAUAAAGUAACACAUACUGGAGAGAAAUCUUAUGAAUGUAAUCAAUGUGGUAAAGCCUUUGCAUAUCACAGUAGUCUCCAAAGACAUAAAAGAACACAUACAGGAGAGAAACCAUAUGAAUGUAAUCAAUGUGGUAAAGCCUUUGCACAGCACAGUCAUCUCCAAAGACAUAAAAGAACACAUACUGGAGAGAAAUCUUAUGAAUGUAAUCAAUGUGGUAAAGCCUUUGCACAGCGCAGUAAUCUCCAAUAUCAUAAAAGAACACAUACUGGAGAGAAACCUUAUGAAUGCAAUCAAUGUGGUAAAGCCUUUACAAGACCCACUCUUCUCCAAUCAAGUCAUCUUCAAUAUCAUAAAAUAGCACAUACUGGAGAGAAACCUCAUGAAUGUAAUCAAUGUGGUAAAGCCUUUACAAGAUCCAGUCAUCUCCAAACACAUAAAAUGACACAUACAGGAGAGAAACCGUAUGAAUGUGAUCAAUGUGGUAAAGCCUUUGCACAGCGCAGUAAUUUUCAAUAUCAUAAAAGAACACAUACUGGAGAGAAACCUCAUGAAUGUAAUCAAUGUGGUAAAGUCUUUGCAUAUCACAGUCAUCUCCAAAUACAUAAAAGAACACACACGGGAGAGAAACCUUAUGAGUGCAAUCAAUGUGGUAAAGCCUUUGCACAGCACAGGUAUCUCCAAAUUCAUAAAAGAACACAUACUGGAGAGAAUCCUUAUGUAUGCAAUCAAUGUGGGAAAGCCUUUGCAUGUCACAGUACUUUCCAAUAUCAUAAAGUAACACACACUGGAGAGAAACCUUAUGAAUGUAAUCAAUGUGGUAAAGUCUUUGCAUAUCACAGUCAUCUCCAAAUACAUAAAAGAACACACACGGGAGAGAAACCUUAUGAAUGUAAUCAAUGUAGUAAAGCCUUUGCACAGCACAGGUAUCUCCAAAUUCAUAAAAGAACACAUACUGGAGAGAAACCUUAUGAAUGUAAUCAAUGUGGUAAAGCCUUUGCACAGCACAGUAAUCUCCAAAUUCAUAAAAGAACACAUACUGGAGAGAAACCUUAUGAAUGCAAUCAAUGUGGUAAAGCCUUUGCACAGCACAGUCAUCUCCAAAUUCAUAAAAGAACACAUACUGGAGAGAAACCUUAUGAAUGUAAUCAAUGUGGUAAAGCCUUUGCAAGACCCAGUGAUAUCCAAAGACAUAAAACAACACAUACUGGAGAGAAACCUUAUGAAUGUAAUCAAUAUGGAAGAGAAACCGCAAAAGACACAUGUCUUGUGCUUGUGACUUUUGAUGAUGUGCAUAUGAAAUUCACUGAGGAGGAGUGGAAUUUGCUGAAUCUUUCCCAGAAGAGUCUCUACAAAAAUGUGAUGUUGGAAACCUACCUGAACCUCAAAGCUAUAGGCUAUAAUUGGGAAGAGCAUCAUCUUGAAGAACAUUUUCAAAAUAAUAGAAGUCAUGAAAGAAAUCUCCAAUAUCAUAAAUCAACACAUACUGGAGAGAAACCUCAUGAAUGUAAUCAAUGUGGUAAAGCCUUUGCAAGACCCAGUCAUCUCCAAACACAUAAAAUGACACAUACAGGAGAGAAACCUUAUGAAUGUGAUCAAUGUGGUAAAGCCUUUGCACAGCGCAGUCAUCUCCAAAUUCAUAAAAGAACACAUACUGGAGAGAAACCUUAUGUAUGCAAUCCAUGUGGUAAAGCCUUUGCACAGCACAGUAAUUUUCAAUAUCAUAAAAGAACACAUACUGGAGAGAAACCUUAUGAAUGUAAUCAAUGUGGUAAAGCCUUUGCACAGCACAUUUAUCUCCAAAUUCAUAAAAGAACACAUACUGGGGAGAAACCUUAUGAAUGUAAGCAAUGUGGUAAAGCCUUUGCACAGCACAGUGCUCUCCAAAGACAUAAAAGAACACAUACUGGAGAGAAACCUUAUGAGUGCCAUCAAUGUGGUAAUGCAUUUGCACAGCGCAGUAAUCUCCAAUAUCAUAAAAGAACACAUACUGGAGAGAAACCUUAUGAAUGUAAACAAUGUGGUAAAGCCUUUACAAGACCCAGUUAUCUCCAUCAUCUCCAAUAUCAUAAAAGAGCACAUACUGGAGAGAAACCAUAUGAAUGUAAUCAAUGUGGUAAAGUCUUUGCAAGACCCAGUCAUCUCCAAUAUCAUAAAAGAACACAUACUGGAGAGAAACCUUAUGAAUGUAAUCAAUGUGGUAAAGCCUUUGCAAGACCCAGUUAUUUCCAGUAUCAUAAAAGAACACAUACUGGAGAGAAACCUUAUGAAUGUAAUCAAUGUGGUAAAGCAUUUGCAUGUCAGAGUAAUCUCCAAAGACAUAAAAAAACACAUACUGGAGAGAAACGUUAUGAAUGUUAUCAAUGUGGUAAAGCCUUUGUACGUCACAGUCAUCUCCAAAAUCAUAAAAGAACACAUACUGGAGAGAAACCUUAUGAAUGUAAUCAAUGUAGUAAAGCCUUUGCAAGACCCAGUCAUCUCCAGUAUCACAAAAGAACACAUACUGGAGAGAAACCUUAUAAAUGUAAUCAAUGUGGUAAAGCCUUUGCACAGCGCAGUACUCUCCAAUAUCAUAAAAGAACACAUACUAGAGAGAAACCUUAUGAAUGUAAACAAUGUGGUAAAGCCUUUACAAGACCCAGUUAUCUCCAGUAUCAUAAAAGAACACACACCGGACAGAAAACUUAUUAAUGUAAUCAAUAUGGUAAAGCUACUGAUUUAUUUUAUCAUCUCCAAUAUCAUAAAAGAACACAUACUGGAGAGAAACCAUAUGAAUGUAAUCAAUGUGGUAAAGCCUUUGCAAGAUCCAGUCAUCUCCAAGAUCAUAAAAGAACACAUACUGGAGAGAAGCCAUAUGAAUGUAAUCAAUGUGGUAAAGCCUUUGCAAGAUCCAGUAAUCUCAAAUAUCAUAAAAGAACACAUACUGGAGAGAAACCAUAUGAAUGUAAUCAAUGUGUUAAAGCCUUUGCAAGACCCAAUCAACUCCAAAGACAUAAAAGAACACAUACUGGAGAGAAACCUCAUGAAUGUAAUCAAUGUGGUAAAGCCUUUGUAUGUCACAGUGUUCUCAAAAGACAUAAAAAAACACAUACUGGAGAGAAACGUUAUAAAUGUAAUCAAUGUGGUAAAGCAUUUGCAUGUCACAGUUAUCUCCAAUAUCAUAAAAGGACACAUACUGGAGAGAAACCUUAUGAAUGUAAUCAAUGUGGUAAAGCUUUUGCCCGUCACAGUGAUCUCCAAUAUCAUAAAAGAACACAUACUGGAGAGAAACCUUAUGAAUGUAACCAAUGUGGUAAAGCCUUUGCAAGACCCAGUCAUCUCCAAAGACAUAAAAGAACACAUACUGGAGAGAAACCUUAUGAAUGUAAUCAAUGUGGUAAAGCCUUUGCAAGACCCAGUCAUCUCCAAAGACAUAAAAGAACACAUACUGGAAAGAAACCUUAUUAAUGUAAUCAAUGUGGUAAAUCAUUCUCUCAAUCAAGUCAUCAGCAGUAUCAUAAAACAACACAUACUGGAGAGAAACCUGAUGAAUGUAAUCAAUGUGGUAAAGCCUUUGCACAGUGCAGUCAUCUCCAAUAUCAUAAAAGAACACAUACUGGAGAGAAACCUUAUGAAUGUAAUCAAUGUGGUAAAACCUUUGCAUGGCACAGUAAUCUACAAACACAUAAAAGAACACAUACUGGAGAGAAACCUUAUGAAUGUAAUCAAUGUGGUAAAGCCUUUGCACAGCACAGUGAUCUCCAAAGACAUAAAAGAACACAUACUGGAGAGAAACCUUAUGAGUGCCAUCAAUGUGGUAAAGCCUUUUCACAGCACAGUCAUCUCCAAUAUCAUAAAAGAACACAUACUGGAGAGAAACCUUAUGAAUGUAAUCAAUGUCGUAAAACCUUUGCAUGUCACAGUAAUCUACAAACACAUAAAAGAACACAUACUGGAGAGAAACCUUAUGAAUGUAAUCAAUGUGGUAAAGCCUUUGCCUAUCACAGUCAUCUCCAAAAUCAUAAAAGAACACAUACUGGAGAGAAACCAUAUGAAUGUAAACAAUGUGGUAAAACCUUUGCACAGCAUAUUCAUCUCCAAUAUCAUAAAAGGACACAUACCGGAGAGAAACCUUAUAAAUGUAAACAAUGUGGUAAAGCCUUUACAAGACCCAGUCAUCUCCAGUAUCACAAAAGUACACAUACGGGAGAGAAACCUUAUGAGUGCCGUCUAUGUGGUAAAGCCUUUGCACAGUGCAGUACUCUCCAAAGACAUAAAAGAACACAUACUGGAGAGAAACCUUAUGAAUGUAAACAAUGUGGUAAAGCCUUUACAAGACCCAGUCGUCUCCAGUAUCAUAAAAGAACACACACCGGACAGAAAACGUAUUAAUUGAAACCCUAUGAGUGUAAUAUAUGUGGUAAAGCCUUUAGAAGAUCAAGUCAUCUCCAAUAUCAUAAAACAACACAUACUGGAGUGAAACUCUAUGAGUGUAAUAUUUGUGGUAAAGCCUUUACAAGAUGCAGUAAUCUCCAAUAUCAUAAAACAACACACACUGGAGAGAAACUUUAUAAAUGUAAUCAAUGUGGUAAAGCCUUUGCAAGACCCAUUUAUCUCCAAAAACAUAAAAAGACACAUACUGGAGAGAAACCUUAUGAGUGUAAUCAAUGUGGCAAACCCUUUGCAGCUCACAGUUAUCUACAAAGACAUAAAAGAUCACAUACAGGGGAGAAACCUUAUGAAUGCAAUCAAUGUGGUAAAGCCUUUACAAGACCCAGUUAUCUCCAAAUACUUAAAAGAACACAUACUGGAGAGAAACCUUAUGAAUGCGGUGAAUGUGGUAAAGCCUUUGCACAGCGCAGUCAUCUCCAAAAUCAUAAAAGAACACAUACUGGAGAGAAACCUUAUGAAUGCAAUCAAUGUGGUAAAGCCUUUACAAGACCCAAUUAUCUCCAAAUACAUAAAAGAACACAUACUGGAGAGAAACCUUAUGAAUGCAAUCAAUGUGGUAAAGCCUUUGCACAUCACCGUACUCUCCAAAUACAUAAAAGAACACAUACCGGAGAGAAACCUUAUGAAUGCAAUCAAUGUGGUAAAGCCUUUGCACAUCACCGUACUCUCCAAAUACAUAAAAGAACACAUACCGGAGAGAAACCUUAUGAAUGCAAUCAAUGUGGUAAAGCCUUUGCACAGCGCAGUCAUCUCCAGUAUCAUAAAAGAACACACACCGGACAGAAAACUUAUUAAUGUAUUCAAUGUGGUAAAGUGUUUUCACCAGCGAGUUAUCUACAAAGACAUAAAAGAUCACAUACAGGGGAGAAACCUUAUAAAUGUAAUAAAUGUGGUAAAACUUUUGCACAUCACAAUACUUUCCAAUAUCAUAAAAGAACACAUACUGGAGAGAAACAUUUUGAAUGUAAUCAAUGUGGUAAAGCCUUUGCAUUUCAUAGUUAUCUCCAAAGACAUAAAAUGACACAUACUGGAGAGAAACCUUAUGAAUGUAAUCAAUGUGGUAAAGCCUUUGUACAGCGCAUUCAUCUCCAAAGACAUAAAAGAACACAUACUGGAGAGAAACCUUUUGAAUGUAAUCAAUGUGGUAAAGCCUUUGCACAACGCAGUAAUCUCCAAUAUCAUAAAAGAACCCAUACUGGAGAGAAACCUUAUGAAUGUAAACAAUGUGGUAAAGCCUUUGCAGGUCAUGGUCAUCUCCAAAUUCAUAAAAGAACACAUACUGGAGAGAAACCUUAUGAGUGUAAUCAAUGUUGUAAAGCCUUUACACAUCACAGUAAUCUCCAAUAUCAUAAAAGAACACAUACUGGAGAGAAACCUUAUGAAUGUAAACAAUGUGGUAAAGCCUUUGCAGGUCAUGGUCAUCUCCAAAUUCAUAAAAGAACACAUACUGGAGAGAAACCUUAUGAGUGUAAUCAAUGUUGUAAAGCCUUUACACAUCACAGUAAUCUACAAUAUCAUAAAAGAACACAUAGUGGAGAGAAACCAUUUGAAUGUAAACAAUGUGGCAAAGCCUUUGCAUGUCACAGUAAUCUCCAAUAUCAUAAAAGAACACAUACUGGAGAGAAACCUUAUGAAUGUAAACAAUGUGGUAAAGCCUUUGCAAGACCUAGUCAUCUCCAGUAUCAUAAAAGAACACACACCGGACAGAAAGCAUAUUAAUAGAAACCUUAUAAAUGUAAUCAAUGUGGUAAAGCCUUUGCAGUACCCAGUCAUCUCCAAUAUCAUAAAAGAACACAUACGGGAGAGAAACCUUAUGAAUGUAAUCAAUGUGGUAAAGCCUUUGCAUGUCACAGUGAUCUACAAAGACAUAAUAGAACACAUACUGGAGAGAAACCUUAUGAAUGUAAUCAAUGUGGUAAAGCCUUUGCACAGCACAGUCAUCUCCAAUAUCAUAAAAGAACACAUACUGGGGAGAAACCUUAUGAAUGUAAUCAAUGUCAUAAAGCCUUUGCAUGUCACCAUGAUCUACAAAGACAUAAAAGAACACACACUGGAGAGAAACCUUAUGAGUGCAAUCAAUGUGGUAAAGCCUUCACACAGCACAGUACUCUCCAAUAUCAUAAAAGAACACAUACUGGAGAGAAACCUUAUGAGUGCAAUCAAUGUGGUAAAGCUUUUGCCUAUCACAGUAAUCUCAAAUAUCAUAAAAGAACACACAGCGGACAGAAACCUUGUUAA
Apodemus sylvaticus (European woodmouse) is the source of this 7443-nucleotide messenger RNA. RefSeq lists its product as uncharacterized. Gene Ontology annotation, biological process: regulation of transcription by RNA polymerase II. Lineage: Eukaryota; Metazoa; Chordata; Mammalia; Rodentia; Muridae. The record is from RefSeq and is a predicted model, not a curated record. Gene Ontology annotation, molecular function: RNA polymerase II cis-regulatory region sequence-specific DNA binding; DNA-binding transcription factor activity. The transcript has 17 exons.